Molecule: messenger RNA, 1164 nt
Organism: Fusarium mangiferae
Lineage: Eukaryota; Fungi; Ascomycota; Sordariomycetes; Hypocreales; Nectriaceae
Exons: 2
Coding region: 1-1164 (387 amino acids)
Biological process (GO): mitochondrial translation
Cellular component (GO): mitochondrial small ribosomal subunit
Molecular function (GO): structural constituent of ribosome
Source: RefSeq, a predicted model, not a curated record
AUGGCUUCAGUAUCAAUAGCCGCAAGGCUAUGCGCCGUGGCUUGCCGUCGGGCCCCUCGAAUACAACAUAUUCCCCGGCCUCAGCAGCUUAUCCGCCCAAAGCCGCAUGCUCAACGGGCAUUUACCACCUCAACGAUACGAUGGGCGCGCGAGGAGGAUCAACGCCAAGAGGACGCUGAGGAGGAUGAUUUCGGUCCUAUAGAGCUGAAGAAGCUGGAGGCCGCGUUGGCUGAGGCUUCUACACCGGAGGGGCUGAAACAAUUGGAUCAGCUGGCCAAAGAGAAUGGCUAUAAUUCCAUUGACCACUACUUGCAAAAUGAGCUGGAAUGGCACCCUGGCUGGGCGUCGGAGGACAGGUCAGUGCUGGAAGAUAUCUCAAGAGACGACAAGGGUGAAAGGCCCAAUAAACAGUCAUUCUGGUUCGACGAGGAGGACCCCGAAACCAAUACCGAAGAACUUGAGGAAUUCGACGAGGACGACAUAACAUCUAUGGCUCAUGGCAAGCUUGACGAAAUUCGAGAUAUGCGACAGUACGCACGACUGGCAGUAUGGGAAUUGCCUCUUCUCUCAAAGUAUGCCAAGCCCUUCGUCCCUCCUAGCGACAACCAGGUUCUGCGAUGGCGGUACACUUCUUAUAUGGGCGAAUUCCACCCUGCGGAGAAAAAGGUGGUGGUGCAGUUCGCUCCCGAUGACCUGAAGCUCACACCAGUUCAAACCGAGAAGCUGAAAAAGCUUGCUGGCCCUCGCUACAACCCCGAGACAGAAAUCAUCAAAAUGAGCAGCGAUAGCUUUGAGCACCAAGCACAGAACAAGCGCUACCUCUCCAAUCUAGUUGACGACCUCAUUGCUGCGGCCAAAGACCCCAAGGACACAUUUGAGGACAUCCCUCUUGAUACCCGACAUCAUAAGAUUCAACCCAAGCCGCAAUUCCCCAAGGAGUGGCGCAUGUCUCCUGAGCGCCGUGAACAGCUUGAUGCCCACCGCCAACGUUUAGCGAUAGAGGAUGCUAAAAUCGCCGAGAGCGGUCGGCUGAUCGAUGGGACACAGGCCAUCGACGAGUACCUGAUCAAGAGGGCCGCCGAGGACCAGAAGAAGGCUAAGAUUGCGGAGCUUGUGCCUGCGACACCCGGCAAGAGUGCUGGCGGUAGCCGUGCGAGGAGAUGA